AUGCUUGAUAAAUCGAUAAGAGAUAUAGAGAGGGAGAGGCAAGGCCUUCAAUCACAAGAAAAGAAACUCAUCGCUGAGAUUAAGAAGAAUGCAAAGCUAGGCCAAAUGGGAGCUGUGAAAGUGAUGGCAAAGGACCUAAUUAGGACACGUCACCAGAUUGACAAGUUUUACAAGCUUAAAUCCCAACUCCAAGGUGUAUCUCUCAGGAUCCAGACACUGAGAUCGACACAAGCAAUGGGAGAGGCGAUGAAAGGCGUGACGAAAGCGAUGGGGCAAAUGAACAGGCAGAUGAACCUGCCGUCGCUACAGAAAAUCAUGCAAGAGUUCGAGAGGCAGAACGAGAAGAUGGAGAUGGUCUCCGAGGUGAUGGGAGAUGCUAUUGACGAUGCCUUGGAAGGAGAUGAGGAAGAGGAAGAGACUGAAGAUCUUGUUAGCCAGGUUCUUGACGAAAUCGGUAUCGACAUCAACCAAGAGCUGGUGAAUGCUCCGUCUGGUUCGGUGGCUGCGCCGGCGACGAAGAACAAGGUGGUGCAAGCUGAGGCGGCGGGAGCUGAGGACGGCGGAGGAAUAGAUAGUGAUCUUCAGGCAAGAAAAUCGAGGCGUCGUGUGCUUGCUUCUCCAAUCGUAUCUUCAAUUGAUUUGUUUCUUCGCCUUCAAAGCACAGAUUUUCAAUUUUUAGUGAUAAGCAUGGCUACUCUCAACGAAAAAGUUUCUUCGUAUUUGGAGGAAAAAAACAUCAAAUUCAAGUAUGCAGAUGACGAUGACGAUGAUGAUGGACUUGGAGAUUCACCUAAAUGGUCUUUUCAAUCAAUCCCCACGAGAAAACCUGAGUAUCCGAUCAUCGACUCAGGAGACUACGUCGACGAUGGAUAUGAUUCAGCUGACGAGCUCUCUCCUAGUACUAAGCCCAUUCAACCAACAAACGGAGCUGCUCCUGAAGUUAACCUGAAAAACGUCUUCACCGGCUUGAUCGCCAUUGUUACCGGUCGAAACAAGGACCCUAACGCUUCGUCAGAUCAGAACCUCCCUUCUUCGAAUGUCUCCUUCCUCGGCUCGAGCAAAAACGGAGACACUUACCUUCACUCAUCCGUCUACAUCCCGAGCGCGCCGCCUCUUCUCGAGCCCACCGGGAUCAACUACAGUGUUUACAAGGACUUGCUUGAAGCCGAGCCUCCUCAGUGGCUACCGGACAGCUCGACUACGACCUGUAUGCAGUGUUCAUCUCCUUUCACCGCAAUCACCUGCGGCAGGCAUCACUGCCGGUUCUGCGGAGGGAUCUUCUGCAGGAACUGUUCGAAAGGGAGGUGCUUGAUGCCUAGUAGGUUCAGGGAGAGGAAUCCUCAGAGAGUCUGCGAUUCCUGCUACGAGAGGCUUGAUCCUCUGCAAGGUGUUCUCAUCAACUCCAUUAGUAACGCCGUGCAAGUCGCGAAGCAUGAUGUUGUGGACUGGACUUGUACGAGAGGGUGGUUGAAUCUCCCCGUUGGUCUCUCUAUGGAGGAUGAGAUCUACAAGGCGGCUAAUACGCUGCGUGGUUACUGCCAGGUAGCGAGAUUAGACCCUGAGAAGUCCAUACCACAUGCAGUUCUUAGUCGAGCUAAAGGUUUGGCUAUCCUGACGGUUGCUAAAGCUGGUGCGUUGCUGUCUUACAAACUCGGGACUGGUCUGGUGAUAUCUCGGAGAUCAGACGGGUCUUGGUCUGCUCCGUCGGCGAUACUUUCUGUAGGUCUAGGUUGGGGUGCUCAGAUUGGUGGUGAGUUGAUGGACUUCAUAAUAGUUAUGCACGAUUUGAAAGCGGUGAAGACGUUCUGCAGCAGAAUGCACUUCUCUCUUGGCGCGGGAUGCAGCGCAGCAGCAGGACCUAUAGGGAGAGUGUUGGAGGCAGAUCUUCGAGCUGGUGACCGAGGCUCUGGCGUCUGCUUUACUUACAGCCGAUCCAAAGGUGCGUUUGUGGGAGUGUCUCUAGAAGGGAAUGUGGUGACGACGAGAAGGGACAUGAAUGUAAGGUUCUAUGGCGAUCCGUACCUAACCACAUCGGACAUUCUACUCGGGAUGGUGGAUCAACCCAAAGCGGCUGAGCCAUUGUACACUGCGCUUAAAGACCUCUACGCAGGUUUACGACCGUAA
Molecule: messenger RNA, 2124 nt
Organism: Microthlaspi erraticum
Lineage: Eukaryota; Viridiplantae; Streptophyta; Magnoliopsida; Brassicales; Brassicaceae
Source: the annotation of a GenBank genome assembly